Molecule: messenger RNA, 1537 nt
Organism: Spizellomyces punctatus DAOM BR117
Lineage: Eukaryota; Fungi; Chytridiomycota; Chytridiomycetes; Spizellomycetales; Spizellomycetaceae
Exons: 3
Coding region: 814-1446 (210 amino acids)
Source: RefSeq, a predicted model, not a curated record
ACCGAGUUCCCUGGACGAAGGGACGACUAAAUGCAACAAAAUCUUGAGCCUGCCGACAUAGUGCCGCGCCUCACGUCUACGGAUUUACCUGACUUGUUAUACUGUGGUGAAAGGUCGUUAUCUUGGCUGUGCGAAGGCACAAGCGAGUUGAACACAAUCUUGCGCUCGUUGUUGAACACUCGUCAAUGUUACCUUCCAAACCCCAGGGAAUACUAUCAGCAACCGUUCCGGCCACGUCUUCUUUAGACCGUUUACGACGUGAUAGCAGCAUUGUUCCCGAGCCUUCUAUCGCAACUCGCAUUGCUGAACCUAGCGCUCCUGGAAACCCAUGUGGUACCUCUCUUGACGGCGGUAUUUCAGGUGGCGGAGUCUACGAUUUUCGGGCCUAUCCUUCAUCCCAGACACAUUUACCUCCCGAAAACGUUUACGAUUCUAGUUUGGUGCACGGGACAACGUUCAAUGCGAUAGCAUUCGGGGCUUCCUUGGUAGCCGCGGUUCCGCGACGGGAGAGGGCGAUAUUACAGAACCAAUUGGCCACCGCGCGACUCAUGUAUCAUCGGGAGCUCUACCCCCGAAUGUUCACCCAAGAGAGGCACAUCCUCUAGCCAACUGUGCGGAAGUUCUGGCAGUGGCAGCAACGUGCCACCCAGCAUCUCGUCUUUUUCUCAAAACUUGGAUCAGAAACUCCCGACGUCGCAGACCGGUACCGCAUUACAUUCCCAAGGAGUUCUGUCGGGAUUGCCAUCAGAUGUGCCAUCACCUCGUGUGGCAGGGUCCAGUUGCGGAGAUCUGGGACAGGUCCAUUUUUCGCUCAUGGAGGCGUUCGCAAAUGAGGCUCCUGGCAUGACCUUUCGUUCCUGGGAAAGGGAUGAUUUCGAAGAUAUCUACGAAGACAUACCGUUCCUUCGUCGUCAUUGUAUUAUCCCGCUCCCAUCGACGGAUGAUUGUCUGUUAUUGCUAGACGAGAGUGGUCGGUUUUUGAUGUAUAUCCUUGAUAUGUCGGUAGUGUAUCUAGUUGGGAACAAUCUGGAGGAAGGGUGGCGAAGGUUCCUCGAAGGUUCGCAGGGAAGAUGGUCUUUGGUUCUCAACCGAAUGGAUUCGGACACUGGCUGUCUCUUGAACGACGCCGCCGGCAUGAACGUAGGGAUAACAACCCUGGUUUUAACUCCCAGUCAUUAUCCAACGGAUGCCGAGGUUAUGGCUCACGUGGCAGAAAGCAUCCAGGAAAUGCCCUUCGUUUCCGAAAAAACGAUUGCCACCCAGAAAGCAUGUGCCCUUCUGGAGUCCGUCAACCUCCGAGAUUAUGUUACCAUUUCUCUCGCCGUCUCAAACACAGGGUUAGUCGAGAUUUCGGGACUGUGGAAGAAAACAAAUGAUGAAGAACAGGUGCAGAAGCUCUUGCAAACGUAUGGGCAAAAUCGGUUAGGGCUAGUGGGAUUAGAGUAGAUUUAUUCCCAAUAAAGUCACCGUCAACGAAGGUUCAUAAACGCUACGGCAGCUAAUAUAUAGGAAUACACUACAAACUGAUAUGUGGAUA